Camelus dromedarius (Arabian camel) is the source of this 744-nucleotide messenger RNA. RefSeq names its product titin-like. The record is from RefSeq and is a predicted model, not a curated record. The coding region runs from base 1 to 489 and encodes 162 amino acids. Lineage: Eukaryota; Metazoa; Chordata; Mammalia; Artiodactyla; Camelidae. The transcript has 7 exons.
AUGGCACCACCCAAAAAACCGGAAGCCCCACCUGUCACAGUGCCUGAAGUUCCCCAAGAGGUUGUCCCAGAAAAGAAAGUUCCCAAGGCACCACCCAAAAUAACAGAAGCCCCACCUUGUAAAACUACUAAUAUCUUUCAAGUGCCUGAAGUUCCCCAAGAGGUGGUCCCAGAAAAGAAAGUUCCCAAGGCACCACCCAAAAAACCGGAAGCCCCACGUGUCACAGUGCCUGAAGUUCCCCGAGAGGUUGUCCCAGAAAAGAAAGUUCCCAAGGCACCACCAGAAAGACCGGAAGCCCCACCUGUCACAGUGCCUGAAGUUCCCCAAGAGGUUGUCCCAGAAAAGAAAGUUCCCAAGGCACCACCAGAAAGACCGGAAGCCCCACCUGUCACAGUGCCUGAAGUUCCCCAAGAGGUGGUCCCAGUAAAGAAAGUUCCCAAGGCACCACCCAAAAAACCGGAAGCCCCACCUGUCACAGGUAUAUGUUAGCCUAGACAUCAUUUUGGAGAAGAAAUGUCUCUUCGGUUCUUGAGAAUGAUUUUAGCCCAUUGUUCUUCAUUAACCUAACUGUAAAACUACUAAUAUCUUUCAAGUGCCUGAAGUUCCCCAAGAGGUUGUCCCAGAAAAGAAAGUUCCCAAGGCACCACCCAAAAUAACAGAAGCCCCACCUGUCACAGGUAUAUGUUGGCAGUGCCCUCACUCUGCAAAAGAACUAUGUCUUCUGCUAUUGAAAACAGUUUUAGU